AUGGCUUGUUCAUGCCGCACAGCUGCUCUGCAAAUAUUUGUCCGGAGUCUGGCCCAGGUCCACGCUCCGACGACACAUCAUGUGAGAUCGGCAUGGCUCGCGACCCGCCCGCGGCUCCCUAGCCGCAACAUCUCUGUUGCUUCCCACUGCCGACGAGCACACACUACCGCAGGGUCUUCCGACGUCGUUGCGCAGGAAACACAAGGGCAACAGGCGCUUCCAGAAGACCAUCACAAAGACCAGCCAGAGCGGGACCCGACCUCGUCUACUCUACAGUCUCGAGCUGCGGAGUCAUCAGCAGAGCACGACAUGAUGUUCUCCAUAAAGCCAAGCUCCAAGAACGCGAUCCGAAAAGCGGCUAGAUACCGAAACAAAUCACCAGGGAGUCAGGAGCAAGCAGAGAGUCCAGAAAAGGUCCAGAAGUCCAAGGACAGUGCAGACGAGCGGACAAAGAAGGCGAAAAAGGGCAAGAAAGGCAAAAAGGACAAGACACUACUGGAAAGGGCAGAAAAACGGAAGGAAAAAGAACGAAUCGAAAAGGAAAGGAUCGAACGCCAGGCUGCCAAGGCUAAGAAUCAAGAACCAAGGAAGGAUGAAAGACCAGUGUGGUUGAAACAGAAACAGGCGCUCAAGCAGAAGUUUCCAGAGGGCUGGAGGCCGCCCAAGAGGCUGUCCCCCGACGCGCUCGAGGGCAUCCGGGUCCUGCACCAGCAGUUCCCGGACAUGUACACCACGGAGGCGCUGGCCGAGAAGUUCGAGGUGUCGCCCGAGGCGAUCCGGAGGAUCCUGAGGGCCAAGUGGGAGCCGACGGCCGAGGAGGAGGAGGACCGCCAGCGCAGGUGGUUCAACCGCGGGGUCAGCGUGUGGCAGCGGUACGCGGAGCUGGGAAGACAGCCUCCGCGAAGGUGGCGCGAGGCCGGGGUGGAGGCAAGUCCCUGGCAGGGGACGAUACCACGUGAGAAAGAGUAUGGCGAAGAGGAGGGUGAGGCGGAAAAGGUCGACCAGGAGACGGCCACGCGGCUGCAGGCUCAGAUGAAGCUGUCAAAGAGUUUGGUGUAA
Messenger RNA from Diaporthe citri, 1059 nucleotides. RefSeq lists its product as uncharacterized. The transcript has a single exon. Bases 1 to 1059 code for a protein of 352 amino acids. Gene Ontology annotation, cellular component: nucleus. Lineage: Eukaryota; Fungi; Ascomycota; Sordariomycetes; Diaporthales; Diaporthaceae. The record is from RefSeq and is a predicted model, not a curated record.